AUGGCCGGCACAGUCAAUCAGGCGUCCGCUAACUCAGUUCUCUCACAUCCUGCCGGAGAGGCCGCCCCGGAUGGCACAGGCAUCAUACAACUCGAUCCCUGGCUAGGAGACUUCCGGGACGCCCUCAAAUCACGAUUCGCAAAGGCCCAGCACUGGAUCGAUGUCAUCAACAAGACCGAAGGCGGCCUCGAGAAGUUCUCGAGAGGCUACGAGCAGAUGGGCUUCAUAGUGCUACCGAACGGUGACAUACGGUAUCGAGAGUGGGCUCCCAACGCCAGGGAGGCCUCCCUGAUAGGCGACUUCAACGGCUGGGAUCGCGGUGCAACGCCCAUGAAGAGGAACGAUUUCGGCGUUUGGGAGGUCAUUCUGCCAGCCAACACGAUCCCCCACAACUCCAAGCUCAAGAUCUCCAUGGUCACACAGUCCGGAGAGCGCAUUGAGCGUCUACCAGCCUGGAUCAAGUAUGUCACACAAGACCUCAGCGUCUCGCCAGUGUACGAUGGCCGCUUUUGGAACCCUCCCGAGAGCGAACGAUACAAGUUCAAGAACCCACGACCUCCAUACCCACACAGCGUCCGCAUCUACGAGGCCCACGUCGGCAUUUCAUCACCAGAGCCUAAAGUGGCCUCCUACAAAGAGUUCACCCACAACAUGCUACCCAGGAUAAAACAUCUCGGCUACAACGUGAUUCAGCUCAUGGCUGUCAUGGAACACGCCUACUAUGCCAGCUUCGGCUACCAGAUCAACAACUUCUUUGCCGCGAGCUCAAGAUAUGGCACCCCGGAAGACCUCAAGGAGCUGAUCGACGCAGCCCACGGACUCGGCAUCACCGUUCUGCUCGAUGUGGUACACUCCCACGCUAGCAAGAACACUCUCGAUGGCCUCAACAUGUUCGACGGCCGCCACGAGCUGUGGGACUCACGCCUGUUCAAUUAUGGCAACCACGAAGUUCUGCGCUUCCUGCUCUCGAAUCUGCGCUUCUGGAUGGAGGAGUACAAGUUCGACGGUUUCCGCUUCGAUGGCGUGAGUAGUAUGCUCUACCACCACCACGGCAUUGGCACAGGCUUCUCUGGAGGCUAUCACGAGUACUUUGGCCCCUCAGUGGACGAAGACAGCGUCGUAUACCUCAUGCUCGCCAACGAGAUGCUCCACGACCUCUACCCAAAUGCCAUCACAAUCGCCGAGGACGUUUCUGGCAUGCCAGGCUUAUGCGUCAGGCUAUCAUUAGGUGGCGUUGGCUUCGACUACCGCCUUGCCAUGGCCGUACCCGACAUGUACAUCAAGCUCCUCAAGGAAAAGUCCGACGACGAGUGGGACAUCGGCAACCUUGCUUUUACCCUCACCAACCGCCGCUACGGCGAAAAGACCAUCGCCUACGCAGAAUCCCAUGAUCAAGCCCUUGUCGGCGACAAAACCCUCAUGUUUUGGAUGGCCGAUGCCCAGAUGUACACCAACAUGUCCACCCUCACAGAGCUCACCCCAGUCAUCGAGCGUGCCAUGUCCCUACACAAGAUGAUACGUCUUGUCACACACGCCCUGGGCGGCGAAGGCUACCUCAACUUUGAAGGUAAUGAGUUCGGUCAUCCCGAGUGGCUCGACUUCCCUCGCGAGGGCAACAAUAACUCUUUUCAAUACGCUCGUCGUCAACUCAACCUCACAGAGGACUCCCUGCUGCGUUACCAAUACCUCAAUGAGUUCGAUCGCGCUAUGCAGCUGGCUGAAGAGAAGUAUGGCUGGUUGCACAGUCCGCAAGCUUACAUCUCACUGAAGAACGAGAACGACAAAGUCCUGGUGUUUGAACGCGCUGGUCUACUCUGGAUCUUCAAUUUCCACCCAACACAGUCCUUCGCGGACUACAGAGUCGGUGUGGAGCAACAAGGGACCUACAAGAUCGUGCUAGAUACCGACUGGAAGGAGUUUGGUGGGUUUGACAGGAAUGCGAGAGAUACGAGGUUCUUUACGCAGGAUUUGCCCUGGAACGGGAGACGGAACUGCACGCACGUAUAUAUUCCGACGCGUACGGCGUUGGUUUUGGCGCUGGAGUAG
Messenger RNA from Cyphellophora attinorum, 2046 nucleotides. RefSeq names its product 1,4-alpha-glucan-branching enzyme. The record is from RefSeq and is a predicted model, not a curated record. Gene Ontology annotation, cellular component: cytoplasm. Gene Ontology annotation, biological process: glycogen biosynthetic process. Gene Ontology annotation, molecular function: cation binding; 1,4-alpha-glucan branching enzyme activity; hydrolase activity, hydrolyzing O-glycosyl compounds. Lineage: Eukaryota; Fungi; Ascomycota; Eurotiomycetes; Chaetothyriales; Cyphellophoraceae. The coding region runs from base 1 to 2046 and encodes 681 amino acids. The transcript has 3 exons.